UAAAAGCCUUUUAUACUUCACAUAUGAACGCAAGAACAGCGAGACACUUUUAUUCUCGUACGAAGCUGACAAGAUUGAUGUCUGUCUGAUCCUAGUCCACCAUUUUAGCGUCCGCUAUUGUUACGCUAAUUUGUAACAAAGAAUGAAUGUCGGAGCCGAAAUGGCGUCUGUUUCUUGAACGGCACGCGCUUUGCGCCCUCUGCGCAUGCUCAUUAGCCAACGGGGGAAAGCUGCCUCGCGCUGGCGAGUCAACGGGAGGAAGUGGCGGGGGCUAUGAGUCCGCGCCUUUUCCGGUAGCAGAAAGCCGCUGUAACAGCGCGACUAAGAAAAGCGAGACGCGGAUGUACUUGGGUAACGGGUGUUGAUCCCUGCUGCAGGGCGAAGAGGCGAGGAGGACGCUCGCGAAUGAAUCGAUGACCUUUGGAGCGGCGGCGGCUCGAGCUCUUCCCGCGGCGACAAGAAGAGAGCGCGCGAGGCGGCGGCGCGAGGCACUGCGCAGGGGCCGUUGAGGAUCGAGCGCGGCGCGCGCGGCUUUUUUUUUUGUGGACGAAGAGAAGCGAAGCGCGAGGGGGAGCCCAGGCUCUGAGAGGGGGCCGCCCGCCAGGAGGAAGCAGGACUCCGGUACCGCAGGCGCCUCGCACGGCCUAUCCGCUCUUCUUUCCCCUUUCUGCGUUCGCAAGUUUGGUGUCGGGCGCGAAGAAGCGGCCCGGGCCCUGCGGUUUGAAGACGAAAUCACACAGGAAAAGAACUAAGUGAACAGUUGGAAGAGCAGGUCAGGUGAGGAGCGCACUUGCGAAGCUAUAGCCGCGUCCUCCUCCUCCACACCCUCUUUGUGGCCGAUAACUGGAUAUCUCUCCGCACAGCGAACUCCCUAACUACUGCCCACUUAGUAAUUGUGUUUAAAAAAAAAAAAAAAAAAAAACCCAAUAAAUUCUGCUCGUCAGAAACCUUUUGCCACGACAGUUUUUGUGACCACAAGCCCUCCUCUUGGUUUGUGUCUGGGCUUGUUCUCAGCGGGACACUUGGUUCGGAUACACGGCUGAAGAGACAAAGGUGUAUGGCUCCGCUGGAGACCCUCUAUUAAUUGGAUUUUUUUUUCUUCUCCUAAGCUGGCAAUCUGUGUUAGUGAAGGACUUUGCUUUUGGAGGUACCUGAGGAAAGCAUAAGUGAAACGGUUCUCCUGCUAACUGGAUAUUUAUGCACUGUUUACACGAUGGGGAAAAUGCUAUCAAAAAUCUUUGGCAACAAGGAGAUGAGAAUAUUGAUGCUUGGACUUGAUGCUGCUGGGAAGACGACCAUCCUGUACAAACUAAAACUGGGCCAGUCCGUAACCACCAUUCCCACCGUCGGUUUCAACGUGGAGACGGUCACCUAUAAAAACGUGAAAUUCAACGUGUGGGAUGUCGGAGGUCAAGACAAGAUCCGGCCCCUGUGGCGGCACUACUACACAGGGACCCAGGGGUUAAUCUUUGUGGUGGAUUGUGCGGAUAGAGAUCGGAUAGACGAGGCGAGGCAAGAGCUGCACCGCAUCAUUAAUGACCGGGAGAUGAGGGACGCCAUCAUCUUGAUUUUUGCCAAUAAGCAAGACCUGCCCGAUGCCAUGAAGCCGCACGAGAUCCAGGAGAAACUGGGCCUGACCCGCAUCAGAGAUAGGAAUUGGUAUGUGCAGCCCUCCUGCGCGACUACAGGGGACGGACUGUACGAGGGGCUCACCUGGCUCACUUCAAAUUACAAAUCUUAAUGAUCGACUGAGGACGCUUUAGAUUGAAGAAACAAAGUAUGCGAAUUUGCUGAUUAACAAAUAACACGGCUUCUCAGAAGAAUAUAUAAUAAAGAGAAGUUCAAUUAUAUUUUCAUUUAUUUUGAUUAUUAUAAUGACCCCUGUAACUAAUGGAUUUUCUUUAAACAAUUGUUUGGCUGGCUUUUUAGUUUCGCGUUUGCUCUGUUAUAGGCUAUUUUACACUUAAUUACCAUGAUUCCAGUAAUAUUUCAUAAGCAACUUAAAAAGAAACUACAUAGGUUUUGGAUUCUCCAAUCCCUCUGUGUAAUUUCAAAAGACAAUGUGAAUUUUUAGCUUUUUUUUUUGUUCACAUUGAAACAAGCUUGGUAUAGUUUUGCUUCUUUAAUACAUUGAUACACUGACCUGAAGUUUGAUAAUGGCAGGUGCUGCGUUUUUGGUUUAUGGGGUGACAGUUUGUCUUAAGUUUGAAUGUUUUCUCUGGAGAUAAGUGAUUGGAAAAUGGCUGUGUACUGCGAAAGUGAAGUAUGUCUGCAGAUACUGAACAGAUAAGUACUGUCAGAAAAAGCAGUUUCAGUGUUGUAGCCAUGUCUUCAUUAUGUCCCAGAUAUGUUAACCUGGAGUCUUUAAAAAAAAAAAAAAAAAAAAAAGACCUUAAUUUCAAAUUUUUCAGUCCUUUUUCAUUCAGUAUGUUAAACUCACUUGGAAUUCACUACUGGCUUCAAUUUUGCCAGCAGUUGUACUCCACCAGUCAAUGCUGCUCUAGCCAUCAGACUAAUAACUUGUUAAAAUGUAUUCAUAAGCCUACAUGCUGAAGGCCAGUAGUGGUUGACAGAAGUUUGAAUGUUGUUAAUGGAACAAUUAACUGACCGUAUGUUUCCAUAUCGUGUCAUACACCCCACCCAGUUCUAUUGACAAUAUUAGUUCCUGGGGUGUUGGCUUUGAAACUUGCAUGACAAAUUGGCUUAAUUUCUCCUUUGACUUUUUCUGUGCUAUUAAUUUUUAAAUUAUAAAAUCCAUAUUUUUUUGUUUCACCAUGCUGAUUUGGGAAGGUAAGAUGUACAGAAUGUACACAAUGUAAUUGUAACAAAAGCCUAUUAAACUAGCAAUUUUAAAAGUUUGUUUCUCAUUUUGACAAGUAGAGCUUUGAGAAAAAUGGAGGCUUAAGAAAAACCUGUCACUGUGGGUGAAAAGUCACAAUACAACUGGCUUUGAAAUUU
Messenger RNA from Scleropages formosus (Asian bonytongue), 2958 nucleotides. RefSeq names its product ADP-ribosylation factor 6. Gene Ontology annotation, molecular function: GTPase activity; GTP binding. The coding region runs from base 1214 to 1741 and encodes 175 amino acids. NCBI's taxonomy places the organism in Eukaryota, Metazoa, Chordata, Actinopteri, Osteoglossiformes, Osteoglossidae. The record is from RefSeq and is a predicted model, not a curated record. The transcript has 2 exons.